UGGUGAAUCCGAACCGGUGAGUACAUAUCUAGGAAAAUAGUGUCCCGGCCAAAAAGAUAUUCAGUCAAAACCAAGUGCAUGUACCUUGCCGUGGCGUUGAUCAUAAUAAUAGCAAGUUUGGUCAGGCUACAAGUAAGUCGGAUUUUGAUUAUUAUGAAAUGGACGCUUUUUUCUAUUCCUACACUACAAUUUCUGCUCUGUGUAAGUGACCCUUGGCACGCGUCGCCCUAUCCACGUCACGGCUAUGACGCAUUCACGCUGCCUUUUUGAUGGUAUACGCAAUGGGCCCCCAAGGAGUUCUGGUUAUGGCCAUAAGCAUCGUCGGGGCGAUGGCGUUUAUCCCCCAUGGUUCUAUUGGGGAAAAGGAGCAUAUGCUAACAGAAGCUUUGCUUCGUGAAGUUGUCGAGCGUAUGGGCAAGGACCUAAACGAUGCAGCGUCAACUUACCUCGACUUUCCGUCGAACGAGAGGCACCUCGCGUUGAUGUCCAGGGCCAACAAAGACCUGGAGAACGAGCAGCUGGAUUACGACUCUCUGAUCGACGGCAACCCCAACCCCAGCCUGCGCGACCAAGAGUAUUUGCAGCACAGUUCAUUAUGGGGCCAUCAGUACGUAACCGGUGGUGCAGGAGAGGGUGAUCAGCGUCUGCGUCCAUCCGGUCUAGUUCCAAACCGCCAGAUGAUCAAGACCGACGCGGUCCUCCCAGCAUAUUGCAACCCACCUAACCCGUGUCCUGUUGGAUAUACCGAAGAACAAGGCUGCAUUACGGACUUCGAGAACACAGCCGCCUUCAGCCGCGAGUACCAGCUUUCGCAGCGAUGUAUGUGUGACGGCGAGCACAUGUUCAGUUGCCCGCCAGAGCCACCCUCCGAAUACGAGAUGCGAUUCCCUGACCACCACAAGAACCUCGUGGCCAAGAAGUACAAGGACGAUGUGGAAAACCCGUACCUACUGGGUGCACGCCUACCUAUAGCAGCCAAAAAAGGAUUCGACGUUCACAUUUAUUAAUUUUUGUCUUGCAGUAGUUCUACAUCACAGUGUUAGAUUUUACUAAAUGUCUUUAAGAUGAUAGGAUAUAUAUUUGUGUAAACAUUUUCUGAUCACCAUUGCAAUCUCAUAUUGAAACGAGAAGGUCCUUGCUAUUGGAUAUGAUUUUGUAUUUAAGAUCUUAGGUAAGGCAUCGCUUUACGACUUUCACGUUUACAAAUUCGUAUGAACGUCAUGUUUUUAAACCAUUCUCGUUUUAAUAGUUCAUUUUAAUUUACACUACACAUAAGUAUUAUAGUUUA
This is a messenger RNA of Vanessa tameamea, 1288 nucleotides long. RefSeq names its product neuroendocrine protein 7B2 (gene 7B2). Gene Ontology annotation, cellular component: secretory granule. Bases 270 to 1007 code for a protein of 245 amino acids. The transcript is spliced from 7 exons. Gene Ontology annotation, biological process: regulation of hormone secretion; neuropeptide signaling pathway. The record is from RefSeq and is a predicted model, not a curated record. Lineage: Eukaryota; Metazoa; Arthropoda; Insecta; Lepidoptera; Nymphalidae. Gene Ontology annotation, molecular function: enzyme regulator activity.